Messenger RNA from Thermothielavioides terrestris NRRL 8126, 1952 nucleotides. Its product is annotated as carbohydrate esterase family 9 protein. Gene Ontology annotation, biological process: N-acetylglucosamine catabolic process. Gene Ontology annotation, molecular function: N-acetylglucosamine-6-phosphate deacetylase activity. The coding region runs from base 312 to 1742 and encodes 476 amino acids. Lineage: Eukaryota; Fungi; Ascomycota; Sordariomycetes; Sordariales; Chaetomiaceae. The transcript has 3 exons. The record is from RefSeq and is a predicted model, not a curated record.
CACCAGGCGUCGCGCCGCCUACUGAUGGCACUCGCCGGGACUCCCCGGAGGAAGGGGGGGCACAAGUCGCUCUUGCGUUCUAGGCUCCAUUUCUCGCUUGCAGCGUUGGCUUCAUUCCAUACAGGAUAGCUAUUUCAUCUGGCUUUGUCCCUCUCGUCCGUCCCUUUUGGUAUGCUAUGGCGUACACCACCGAAGACACCGGGCAGUGUGAUGCCCUGCCGCCACCAGACCAUCCCUCCCGCUUCACGGAUUGUAGACCUCCUUAGCUGUACCCCUGAAUCCUCGUAUAUCCCUACUCCUACAUCCGCGCAAUGCCAUCCCGAAUCCGCUCGGCUUCCCCUCGCCAUAAUGGCAUCACCAAGCUGACCAACUGCCGUCUGCUACGCGGGGAUGAGCUGGUGUGGGACGACGUCUGGGUCAGCUCGGUCACGGGCACCAUCAUCCGCAGCCAGUCGGCCUUCUACGAUGAGCUCAUCAUGCCGGAUGAGGUCGUCGACCUCGGCGGCCGCAUCGUGUCGCCGGGCUUCAUCGAGUGCCAGCUGAACGGCGCCUACGGCUUCAACUUCUCCACCGACGCCGACGACAUGGCGCAAUACGCAAAGCAGCUGCGCGACCUGAACAAGAAGCUGGCCCAAACGGGCGUGACUUCGUACAUUCCCACCGUGACGAGCCAGGCUAGCCAGCUCUACAAGAAGGUCCUGCCCUAUCUCGGCCCCUCCGGAGCCUCCCGCCGCGCCCACGACGGCGCCGAGUCCCUCGGAGCUCACGUCGAAGGCCCAUUUCUGAACCCGUCCAAGAACGGCGUGCACAACCCCUCCAUCCUGCGCGUCGCCUCGUCGUUCUCCGAUCUGGAAGACAUGUACGGCGCCGCGAACAUCACCCCGUCCUCCUUCUCAUCCUCAGCGUCCGAACCCCCAGAUUCGGCCAGCAGCAGUGGUAGCAUCCCCGUCAAAAUGAUCACGGCCGCGCCCGAGCUCGGCGCCAUGACCAGCCUGAUCCCGGCCCUCGCCGCGCGCGGCAUCAUCGUCUCGAUCGGCCACUCCGAGGCCACGUACGAGGAAGCGUCGGCGGCCGUCUCGGCCGGCGCGACCAUGAUCACGCACCUCUUCAACGCGAUGCGCCCGCUGCACCACCGGAACCCGGGCAUCUUUGGCGUGCUGGGCGUGCCCGAGCCGCAGCAGCAGCCACCGCAGUCACAGCAGCCACAGCAGCACAGACGGCGGCCCUACUUCGGCCUCAUCGCCGACGGCAUCCACCUGCACCCGGCGACGGUCAAGAUCGCGUGGCACGCCCACCCGGCCGGCCUGAUCCUGGUGACGGACGCGAUGCACAUGGUCGGCCUGCCGGACGGGCGGUACCCCUGGACCAACGGCGAGGGCGAGCACUUCAUCGUCAAGCGCGGCAACGUGCUCGAGCUGGAGGGCACCGGCGGCACCAUCGCGGGGAGCUCCACAACGCUAAUCGAAUGCGUGAACAACUUCCUGCACUGGACCGGCGCCAGCAUCCCGCAGGCGCUGCGCACCGUGACCGCCACGCCGGCCGCCAUGCUGGGCGUGCAGACCAGAAAGGGCUGCCUGGACGCCGGCGCCGACGCCGACCUGGUCGUCCUGUCCGAGCGGCAGGUGCUACGCGAGGGCGAGAAGGAUGGGGCGGGGGAGGCGGCGGGGAUGGCCCGGACCGAGCUCGUGGUGGACGAGGUGUGGAAGUUUGGCGUGCGCAUCUUUGAGCGCGGCCGUGCUUGAUUGAACCGGCGGACGGGGGUGCGGUAGGGAAGGUAGGGACAUUAGUUAGGGCAGCGAGCGGGCAUGGAGGGAAGGAUUUUAGUUUUGUUUUGUUUGGUUGGUAACUACUGAUAGAUGGAAAGAAUACCAGAUUGUCGCGCUCGGGUUAUGUGUUUAUGUUUAUAGAACGUCCAGGCAUCUCAUGUCUGGACCGCAUGGAGGAACGAUUGA